AUGGAACAAAGAGAAGCUUCCUCGUCAAGUGGUACUUCUACAGCUAGCUGCACAUCUUCUUGCUGCACAUCUUCUUGCUGCACAUCUUCUUGCUGCACAUCUUCUUCCUGCACAUCUUCUUCAGAUAGAGAAAAUGAAACUCAAACAGAGUAUGCCUCAGGAGAAGCCCGUGUGAAUGAAAUUGGUGCCGUAUCAGACAUUUUCCGACGAAUUUUGAAGAGACGACUUGACGUCGUCUUCAAGGGUCACUACGCGCCAGAGGACAGCAUCAUCGAAGAGAGACCUUUGACAAUUAAGGAUAACCAGUCCCUAUCGUUAUCACUAUAAGGUGUGCGUGGGAUACUUUGUUUCCCGAGUGGAAUCCCCCUAAAACUAAUUAUCCGAGGGGGAAAGGACUACUCAAGGAAGAGGAACGACCACUCAAACACGAAUAGUGAUUGCCUAGACCUUUAAGGCAAGACUGACUGGCGCUUCGCUUGACCCUGAUCGAGUGACGCUGACGCAACAAUCAGCAGUAUAUCUCAAAUUCGACGUGUCCGUGCAUUAUGAAUUUUGGGAUGCAAGAAUCCCCUCUCUAAACGCCUUUUAUGUCCCCCUUUCUGUAAGCCCUAAACCCUAAGCGGCCCUACGAAAGUAGCUCAAAAAUUUUAUCCUUCGGGUUUUAGAUGAAUAUGAAUACACUGAGCAUUGGUUCCAUAUUCUGACAAGUCAUUGACUUUUCUUCUUUCGGUUUUUGUUUUCACUGUCUCUAGACAUGACCCCCUCUCUAAACGCCAAUCGAGUUGAGCCAUCAACUGCUAAACUAGUGAUCCCCUCCCCUCUCUAAACGCCAAUCGAGCUGAGCCAUCAACUGCGAAAGGCAUUAAAUGCAGACGAGCACUUCAGACGGGAUUUUGCCAGUGUCUUUCGGGAAAGCUAUCUUGAAAUGCUUCAAAAAGUCGAUUUUAGACCUUGGAACAGUUGUAGAACAAUGGGUAACUGCAACAGCACUAAGCGAUCUUCUUGUUGUCGGAUAGCUAAUACCAAGCGGCUGCAUGGUCAAUGCCAACAAGCUUGUUCGAAGCAUUGAGUGCUGAUUGAGUAGUUUUAGUGCUGCAUAGUCUCAAGGAGCUUGUUCGCAGCUGCACUGACUACUUUUCCGCUUCUAGCAGUAGUAGUGUGUAAAAAAUGCACAAUCGAGGACGCUAUUCCUGGAAACGCAAUGAGUUUUCUAUGAUAAAGUUAAGAUAAAGUUUUUAACACAAACGUCUCCUUACUCAUAAUAUCGCGAUAUCUACCUGUUCCUCCAUGAGACUGAAAAAACUCCAUGCAUACGCUCAUCUUACAUAAAAUUGGUGACUAUUUUCCUCGCGCAGCUGAGUCCAAGAACUCUCACCAAGAAGAUGCAUUCACCAUUUCACGACCUCUGCUGAAAUAAUGGUGAAUUUUUCUAGAAGAUCUAAUUCCACUUCUAGUGAUAGAAGAUCUAAUGCCCAUCCACAAAUCAUCUGUGUGUACAUUUAUAGCACAAACUCACAUGCUUGUGGUUCUCGCAGGGCUAAGAAAAGACGGUAUAGUAGACAAGUAUUCCUGGACAUACAACGGUGACCUAAUAAUGGCAUCGCUUGUGGUUGUAGUCGAGCAAUUUGUGAUAAUUCCUCCA
Molecule: messenger RNA, 1642 nt
Organism: Amoebophrya sp. A25
Lineage: Eukaryota; Dinophyceae; Syndiniales; Amoebophryaceae
Source: the annotation of a GenBank genome assembly